Molecule: messenger RNA, 468 nt
Organism: Lodderomyces orthopsilosis Co 90-125
Lineage: Eukaryota; Fungi; Ascomycota; Pichiomycetes; Serinales; Debaryomycetaceae
Product: U6 snRNA complex subunit
Exons: 1
Coding region: 1-468 (155 amino acids)
Biological process (GO): nuclear-transcribed mRNA catabolic process; mRNA splicing, via spliceosome; spliceosomal snRNP assembly
Cellular component (GO): spliceosomal tri-snRNP complex; U6 snRNP; P-body
Molecular function (GO): U6 snRNA binding
Source: RefSeq, a predicted model, not a curated record
AUGCUUCCAUUGUACCUUUUAACAGCAGCAAAAAACCAACCCAUCCUAGUUGAAUUAAAAACAGGAGAAACAUACAAUGGAAAUCUAACCAAUUGUGAUUCAUGGAUGAAUCUAACAUUACACGAAGUAAUCCAAACCAAUGCCGAUGGCGAUGAAUUUGCCAAGUUGCCCGAAAUAUAUAUUAAAGGAAUGCACAUCAAAUAUUUGCGCAUACCUGAUCAAAUCAUUGAUCAUGUCAAAGAACAACAACAAUUGUAUCAUCAACAACAGCAACACCAUCACGGACAUGGUGGACAGGACAAUAGAAACAGGUACGUUAAGAGAAGAGGAGAUUCUGGUGGAAGAGAUAAUAAUAGAGACAAUAAUCGAGAUGCUGGUGGAAGAAAUGGUGGUGGUAGGAACAAUAGAGAUGGUGGUAGAGGAGGUAGAGGGGGACAAGGUGGUAAUAGACCAAAUAAUAAUCGUUGA